UAAGUAUCUGUACUUUUACUUGAGUAAAAUUUUUCAGUACUGUUUACACCUCUGAAAAUAUUAUAUUGGACAUUCGAUGUGAUGACGCAAUUACGUAAUGACGCAAAAGAAUCACUGAACCGUUUUUGAACCGGCUCCUUGUAACUGAUUCGCUGAAACGAGUUGGAGUUGGACCAUAUAGUUGGACUAGCAUAGCCGUUUAUCAAAGAAAACAAUGCAAGGAGUAUAUCCAAUCAAAGACUCCUCAGAUGCUCACGUGACUCAACAGGGAAGUCCACGAUGAAGAGUUGACGUUCCUCAGCUUUAUGAAAAGUAUUACUGAAUCGGACCCGGCUCUUUCUUCACGUUUCAAAGGCUACAAUAAGAAACAACGCUGCACAGCACACCUAAUUUACCUAUAAAUCGAUCAGCUGUGGACUACCAUUCUCUGGUCGUUAUUACUAAAACACUUAUCUGGCCUUUAUUUGGAAGCAUCCACCAGAUGUUUUAAAAACAAGCCAAGCCAUUUUGAUGUUCAACUAUGGACAACUUACAAGACUUUGGUUCCUCUAGUGUGAGUGCUAAGACCAUUGCUGCUGAGCUCAAGGAUGAUUUUUACACCAAGCUUGUUGAUGACUUCCUUGGUGCUCAUUAUGGAGACCUAUUGGAGCUGGAUGAAAAGCCCUGGAAAAUCCGCAUGUGGGUUCAGAUUGGGCUGAUGAGAGAGGAGCAAGAAAUUUCAUGGGUUGAUUUAAUUCAGUGGCUCCAAAAGAUAAUCCCAAUGUUUCAAUCUGCUGAUUUCUGAAGCUUGAUUGAGAGAAACAUGGCAGCUCAAAGCCAAGGCAGAACUUUCUUGAAACGGCUGUCAACUUUGAGUUUGUUGGAACUUUAUGUGAUAGUAUUGGAAUCGGAAGAAGAGAUUUACUUGAAAUGUUGGACUUUUCUGAUUGUGCAAAAUUAACUGGUCUCAAAACGGUCUAGUUCUUGAAUUGACAUUUUAUUUCACGAGAGAAAUUAGACCCUGUCAUCUUGAUGUCCUAGAUAUGCAACUUUGAGCCUUUAUGUUGUAGUGAUGGCAAGAUUCAACGAGCCUAUAGGCUCCUACGGUCAAGUCUCAAAGAUUUCAUAAAAUAGUACCGCAACAACCAGAGGAGCCGAAAGAGGAGUCUAAUAAAAGCUUGUUUACAGAGGAUGAUGAAAGCCCUCGCAGCUGUACUAGAGGACAAUCUUAACGUUUCCUUACCUGGCGGCAAACACUGCAAAGAUCUGUCUACAGAUAUAGCUGUUCAAAUGGCAAACUGUACAUUUUCAAAGCUGAUGGACAUAUAAAUGGCAGAUACAUGGUGGAAUCAUGCCAUUGUUACACAUAUUCUAGUGGCCCUGUUUGGAAUGGGCUCGUGGAUCUCCGUGAACUCAUUAUGGGUUGAGAUGCCGGUUGUUGUAGAAGUUCUGCCUGAAGAGUGGAACUUGCCAGCCUAUAUUUCAGUGCUGAUUGCAUUUGGGAAUUUGGGUCCAGUGGCUGUGACUUUGACCCACCACAUUGCUCCAGGAUGGCUGAAAGAACGCAUGGUCAUCCACAUCAUACAAGUGCUAGCGGUGGUUGCAGCUGUGUUUCUUUCUCUCUUUUGGUCCCAGGUGGUCACAGUUGCUGGAGAGCCAAGAUCUGUCCCGUUCCUGCUGCUUACUUUUAUCCUGUCAUUCGUCUGUUGCACUUCCAACGUCACCUUCUUACCCUUCAUGUUCCGUUACCCCCCGCAGUACAUCCGGACAUUCUUUUUUGGACAGGGUCUUUCUGCACUCUUUCCCUGUGUGGUUGCUUUGGGGCAGGGUGUAGGGAAACUAGAGUGCAAUGAGACCGCCAACGGAACAAAGCCCCACUAUCUCAAAGAAAACUUCCCAGCCCAAGACUUCUUCUGGUUUUUGUCUGUGAUGCUUGCUAUUUCUGCCCUCUGUUUCCUGGCUCUGACAUGCAGAGUGGUCACUCUGACUACGGCAGAGGAAUUUCAAAAGGCUGAGCAGGCAUCAGUGAAAACAGAGGAAGAGACACAACCUUUACAAAAUGGAGAUUCCACAGUUUCUGAGGAACAGGUUGAAGUUGAAAAACAGGCACCUGUUGUGGCCUUUUGGACAUCACGCAAUAUAUAUCUGCUCCUGUUGCUGGGAUUAUCCAAUGCUUUGACCAACGGUGUGCUGCCAUCCGUGCAGAGUUUCUCCUGUCUGCCUUAUGGCACCAUGACCUUUCACCUCUCUGUCAUCUUGGGCAACAUUGCAAACCCUCUGGUCUGCUUUGUGGCCAUGUUUGUUUUACUUAGGUCCAGCAUUGGUCUUGGUAUGAUGUCACUGGGAGGCUGUAUUUUUGCUGCCUAUCUCAUGGCCUUGGCUGUGCUGAGUCCCUGUCCACCACUUUUAGGAAGUCAGUAUGGCGUUGCUCUUGUGAUCAUAUCCUGGAUCAUCUUCACUGGCUUGUUCUCUUACGUGAAGGUUGUAGUUGGGACGCUGCUUCAUGAAGCAGGGCAUGCAGCUUUGCUCUGGUGUGGAGUCUUCAUCCAGACUGGCUCUCUAAUUGGAGCUAUCACAAUGUUCCCUUUAGUCAGUGUGUACCAGGUCUUCCAGCGAGCCCAGGACUGCACAGACAACUGCAGUUAAUAUUGCAGAACCUGAUUUUACAUUCACCCCAUACCUUUAUACAACAGAUAUAGGUGUGAAUCUAAAAUGGAAAAAGAUGGUCAAACUGAUGCCAUCACAUGACAUUUCAAGUUAAAGUCAAUGCAAAAACAGCUGUACUUGUUUACAAUGCAUAUCUUUGUGUUACCCGAUGGAAUAUUGUGAAUGUAAAGAAUAUGUUGAAAGUGUAUAUGUGAACAUCUUGACCUUGAUCUAGAUUAAGUGAAAAGUGUUUUCAUGCACCAAGACAAGACAAGACAUCUGUGGUUGAAAAUCAGAGCGGGUCUGAUUUCAUAAUGGAAAACUUCAGUAUCGGCAUGUCCGCAGUUUUUUUGGCCAGAAAACAGAAGUCGGCAAUCUGCUACAAUAUACACUAUCCAAUGAAUAGACUUGUACUAUAUGCUUCAUCUGUGUAGUAUUUUGUUUAUUCCCAAUAGUAAAAUCAAGUUACAAUAGUAUAUUGACAUUGUUCCUAACUGGGAAAACAAUGCUUUUUAUUACACCCAAGAUUACACUGUUUUGACGACCAUAAGCAAAAAAAUAUUAUCACAUUCCAGUAUUUCUGGAUUUAUAUUUAACUUUGUUGGCUGAAUAUCAGGUUUUGUUUGGUUUUAAAUUUUAGUUGUAAUGUAUAUACAGAGUCUAAAUGUAAUACUGACAAUACUGUAUGUCUAACCUGCCAGAUCUGCCAUGUUUUACCCUUUUGAUUUUUAAUAUUUUAGAUGUGAGGCCAGUAUUUUAAUUAAGGUUAAUCUCAUUUUGCAACUGCUGUUAUCUUUUGUAAAAUGUGUCAACAUUCAAAAAACAAAUGUGGUAUGUGUAAUUUUGGGCAUUUAGCACUAAUUAUUCUCAUCACUUAUUUCAUAAAUUCAGAAUUUGUAUUUUAUAAACUGGGCUUGAAUCAGAUUUGUGUUGAGCACUAACUGAUUUCCUGACGUCUCUAAUUAAAGCCUCUGUUUAAACUGUUAAUUGUGCACAGUAUUUAUAUGCUGUUGACAAUUUGUCAAUAAAGAUUUGAGAAAAAAAAUGUAUUUAAAAGACAAUGAGGCUAAAAUAUUACAAGGUAUCAUAGAACUAUAGUUCCAUAAUGCCAUAUAUUUCGGUGGUCCCUGUCUUUUAAAUAUAAAUAUUUAUUUUCAUUUUGAAUUUUCUUGCAGUAGUUAAAUGCUGUUUUGAAUUGUUCACAUUCUUAUGCAUAUGCUGGUUUUACAAGAUCUCAGAGCUUUUUAAAUAAAUGGUUAAUUUGACAGAGAAAUUUGUGGU
Carassius auratus (goldfish) is the source of this 3906-nucleotide messenger RNA. Its product is annotated as solute carrier family 52, riboflavin transporter, member 2-like. The transcript is spliced from 7 exons. Gene Ontology annotation, biological process: riboflavin transport. Gene Ontology annotation, molecular function: riboflavin transmembrane transporter activity. NCBI's taxonomy places the organism in Eukaryota, Metazoa, Chordata, Actinopteri, Cypriniformes, Cyprinidae. The record is from RefSeq and is a predicted model, not a curated record. Gene Ontology annotation, cellular component: plasma membrane. Bases 1309 to 2625 code for a protein of 438 amino acids.